Messenger RNA from Paramecium tetraurelia, 422 nucleotides. RefSeq lists its product as uncharacterized. The record is from RefSeq and is a predicted model, not a curated record. The transcript is spliced from 3 exons. Lineage: Eukaryota; Ciliophora; Oligohymenophorea; Peniculida; Parameciidae.
AUGUUAUAAACUGGUUUAGAUUUGUUUAGAGGUCAUUCAUUAUUAUAUUUUUUGAUGAAUUGUGUUAAAAUAAACACCAACUAAGAAUGGCAUGAACAUGUGAUGAGUAGUUAAAAACCAGUUGUUGUUAGUUUUUUCGCUGAAUGGUGUGCCCCAUGCCAUAAGCUGAAUCCUCAAUUAAUCUAAGAAGCUGAGAAGAACUGUGAAAAAUGGUAACUAGCUUUUGUGAAUGUUGACAAUGAGGAACUUUAUGACGUCGUACAAUAAAUAGCGAAAGCCUAAAUUCCAUCAGUUCAUUUACUAAAUAGAGGAACUUCUAUUGAUUCUAUGACUGGAUAUAGCGAAAGAAAAACUAAAUCCUUCAUAGAUAAAGUUUGCAGUUGAUUUUAACUACUUGUUUAUACAUGUUUUGUUAUAAAUAA